AUGCUCGCUGAUCUCAGUGAUCUCAAUGCUGCCGAACCCCAAGCCGCCGUCGCCCUCGUGAGCGCCAACAAGACCAUCACAUCACAUCCUCAGAAUGAGCUGAAGCCUCCGGAGCAGCGACACCAUCAGCGUGUCGCUUCGGCCUCAGCGACCGUUAUCCAGCGUAACGGCUCGCCCGCGACCCGAUUCGACAAGUUCGGGCGCAAGAUCCUCACCCCUCCCCUCACACGCUCUAAUUCGGCUCAAGGCUCCAUGCCGGGCACGCCGCGCAGGGACUUUGACCCCGAGGAUGACGUCGAUCGCGCGAGCACGUUGAUGGCUCUGUACGAGAUUCGGGCCAAGCUUAAACAACAGGAUAACACGAGCCUGUUGAAGGCUCGAGAGAAGAUCAGUGCCUUGGCUGCAAGACAGCAAGCGCAGGCUGCUGAGAAGAAGGAACUCACAGCCCCCGAACACCGAGCGUCUCCACGAUUCACAUAUCCGAGAACGACGUAA
Messenger RNA from Phaeoacremonium minimum UCRPA7, 495 nucleotides. RefSeq lists its product as hypothetical. The transcript is spliced from 3 exons. Bases 1 to 495 code for a protein of 164 amino acids. The record is from RefSeq and is a predicted model, not a curated record. Lineage: Eukaryota; Fungi; Ascomycota; Sordariomycetes; Togniniales; Togniniaceae.